This is a messenger RNA of Odontomachus brunneus, 3905 nucleotides long. It is a transcript of the gene gcl, whose product is annotated as protein germ cell-less. Gene Ontology annotation, molecular function: protein binding. The transcript is spliced from 8 exons. Bases 36 to 1703 code for a protein of 555 amino acids. The record is from RefSeq and is a predicted model, not a curated record. NCBI's taxonomy places the organism in Eukaryota, Metazoa, Arthropoda, Insecta, Hymenoptera, Formicidae. Gene Ontology annotation, biological process: germ cell development.
GCCUCGAGCCGGCCCUGGCCCCUACAUAUGUUCGGAUGUUUACAUGCGCUGUGUGUGCCUCGCUCAACGCAAUCCGCCCAUGCGCCAGUACGGUCGCCUACGCGUUGCAUGGGCUCCAAGGAUUCUGGCGCCGCGUAUACGAGCGGUAUAAUCGAGGAAGAGGAGUGAGAGCUACUGCGGUGUACGAUUCUUGUGCGCGAACGCGCGCUCGUACUUCUCUUCACAAAUUCUCAACGGUCUUGGACAAGAAUCGCGUCGCGACGAUGGGCGGCUAUGUGAGUAGCAUCGCCUCGAUGUCAAACACGGCCGUGCACAGCGUGUGUCGUGGCCGCAAGCGCAAGUACAUCGAGGAGUGCGACAGUGAAUCCGAAUCUGAUUAUAUCGAUCGAACGCUGCAAACCCCGAAAAAGAGAAAAUUGCUUACAACAGCACAGUAUAUAUACAAAGCCCUGUUUCUCGAGGAGAAAGGCAGUGACAUAACUGUCCUUAUACUUGGACGAGCAUGGAGAUUACACAAGGUCUAUAUUAGUCAGAGUCCUUAUUUUGCUAGUAUGUUUUCUGGAUCCUGGAGAGAGGCUAAUGAGAAGAUUAUUAACGUUGAAAUCGCUGAUCCUAACAUUACAUUGAGCUCACUGUCGAUAGUUCUGGGCUCGCUCUAUCACGACGAAGUCAGUUUGGAGCCGAAGCAGGUUGUUUCUAUUGUGGCGACCGCCACUCUGUUCCAAUUGCAAGGACUGAUCGACGAAUGCGCCGACAUCAUGAUACAGACCACUAACAUCAAAACCGUAGUGCCGUAUUACAAUGCGGCCGUGUCAUAUGGCGUGCCCGCAGUGAAGGCAGCUGCGAAGCGUUGGUUGGAGGUAAAUCUAUUGGCUUACGGUUACCUCCAUCCGACCUUUCUGAAAGAGAUCACCCCGGAAUUAAUGACGGAGUUGAUCGUCAGUCCUGACUUAGUCGCUAUGCAAACAGAAUUUUGCAUAUAUACGAUGCUACGUGUAUGGUUGUUUGCACACACGCACAAUGAAGAGGAGACGCCGCAGAUCGAAGAGUACUUUAAGAAUCAUCAGUGGACGCAACCGUUUUUGACGACAAAGGAGGGCAAGCGAUAUGCGGCGCCUUUCAAGGCACUAAGAAUGAAGUAUUUGGUAUUGCACGAGCAAGACGUUAAGCUGUUAUACAGUGACAAUUUAAUACCGCCUGAUUGGAUGCACGACGCUUACAGAGAACAGUGGCUUCACGUAUUGAGAAUCGACGGACACGAGGAGAGAGGUCCGGUAAAUAUGACGGAGGAGCAAUUUUCCAAGGAGUGCUUCCGGUGCGGUAGAUGCAUCGAGAAGCCGGGCGAACAUGUCUGGAGAUGGAGGGCGUUUCACUAUGGAUUGGACUUGGUGAUGGCUAUGGAUAUGACGACCUUUUACAUCGAGAGAAGCAACAGAAUGGACUCGAAGCAUAUCAAAGCGAAUCACAAGGAACACAACAUAAUAUUAAAAAUCUGCCUGUUCUCGUUGGACGAGCAACGACAAGUAAAACACAUUCAGAAUUCGGGUCUACUCAGGUUGUGCGUAAAGAAGAAUAUGCAGCUACAUUUAAUGUCCUUGGACAAGCAACUAACUUAUCCUCUGUAUGUGUCGGUCCGUCUGCAAGUAGUCACGCCGCUUGCAUCGAACAAAAAGGAGGACGACAUCAUACUUGUGGAUACUUAGCAUUUCGAGAAUGUAACGCUUCACAAAUGUGGAAAGAUAAAGGAUGUGGCGUCCACCCCAAUUCAUCCGUUGUAACAUAUUCCAUUUGAUUAGGAAUGUUGGAAUAAAUUCGUAGAGGCGUGCGUCAUUAUUAUUUGGCACAGGGCACUUAAAUUCGGUUGCGAGGCACGGAUCUUCGAGCGAAGAUAUGGUAUGUUUUUCUUUUCUUCUUCGCAGCCAUAUAUAGACUGACCACAGUUUCAUCGCGCUUUACUUUCCAACGACAGAUUCCUUGGACUUGAUUUUCUUUCUUCAACAAAGGUACAGGUCUGCGACUUUAUAACAUUCGACUCUCGACUGGAAAUCGAAGGGAUGCAAAUUAUAAGAGUGCACGAUUGCGUUUUGACUGUUAGUUUGAAGAGGCUCCAUUUUAAAAGAAUUUUUAAUUUAUCGAGGAAUCUGCCGUUUGUAGGAGCAACGUGGUGAGAGUGAAACAUUCCGUACGCACUAUAUCAAUGCAUAUUACAUCGAUAGUAUGCAGUUGCGCUGGCUGCAAUGUAAGAUAAAAAUACCCAGGCCUGGAUCUAAUCCUUAUUUUUAUUAUUUUGAUCUUUUUGAAUACGAUUAUUUAAACUUUCGAUAUAGAAUAUAUGUAUAUGUUUAAUAUAUGUGACAUGCGAAUAUUCUUUUCCAUGUUAAAAAUUUAAAUGUUUAUAUUUAAGGCUCCUGGAACUUCUCGUCGCGGCUAUUUUGAUCUAUGACGUCAGAAGAGCGAGAAAAUACACGUGAAAAUUAUUUGCAAAAUACGUAGAAAUAAAGAGAUGUAUCCACAAAAUGACACUUUUGAUCGAUCGAACAGAUAUGUAAAAUAGCCCGAAAACUUUCCUUUCGUUCUAACCAUCAAUAAAUAACUAUAGAAUUGAUGUGACAAGAACUUAUGAAGAAAGAUAGAGUUGAAAAGGGUAAGUUGCGUAUAACGUUAUUAUUACAGUAAUUUAUUGUUAGAGCAAAAGGAAAACGUUUGAAUGUACAGAUGUGCAAGUGUCACUUUAUAAGUGUGUCUUCAUAUUUCAAUGUAUAUGUGCAAAAGUUUGUAUCAUGUAUUUUCUCGUCUCUGACGUCAAUCAAGAGUUCCGUGGGGAAAAAUCCCAUGAGCCUUGAAGAUCAAAACAAUAAGAAUGUCUACAGUCAGGUGCGUGUCCAGAUAUCGGUACUUUUGUCUUAACGAACAUUCUAACGGCUCUGUAAAAGCUAGUCUACAAUAUCUUUUAGAAUAUGGAUGUAAGGUUGUAACGUGAGCUGUUAGCGAAUGAAAAUAAUUCAUUUCGCAUCUUACAGCUUUACAGCUAUAUUCUUACAGACAUUGUAGACAUUUAGACUUCUUCGUUAGGUAGAUUUUAAUAAUUCUUUGUACACUGACACCAAUGUGCGUAAUAACAUAUUCACUGUUAAACGCUAUUCCGAGGCGGGCACCUCUUAUAGGCGACUUUGGCUGACCGAGUAAAAUUGCAUCGUUAAUAGUCUGACGAAGUCAGACUGUAACGCUUAGCCGGAGUUGCGUCGAUAGCUUUUCAUUAUUCGAGUUUUGUAUUCAUUUUAUGUUUAGUCGCACCAACUCUAAAGCACGUGGCCAACAGUGUCGAUUAAAGUAUCGUUGGCGAACGGCCCGAUUUCUUCGACGUUCGUUGACUUUGGUCGCAGUCGAUUGGUCUCAUCUUUCCUUCGAGUGACUGAACACUAGAAGCGGUUAUGAAAGUGCAAAUGAGCCAGACGAUCGAAGUUCAAAGUGACGUCGAGGAGAGCGGUGCCGAACCGCUUGUGAGUUCAGGUGUUGCAAGCGAGUUACCUGAGGGACGAUGUGCACAUGUUUUUAGGAUAAGCAACAGCUCGUAGCGUUUUCUCCUAUCGCGAUCGAUAGUUUAGUUUUAUUUCACAAUGCAAUUCGGUUAUUGUGCGCGUGGCAUUCUUGCAGUAUUAAUGUUUAUCGUUUGCGUACACGAAGCUGCAUUUAUAGAGACGUUAAAGGCACUCUCUAAAGUUUUAAGUUCUCGCACUAGUAUAUUCUGUGUAUAUACACCUAUGCUGUAUGCUAUACAGGGUGUCCCGCGUAAGACGGACCAAAAGAAAAAUAUAAGUAGAACACAAAAGUGAACAAAAAUUGUAUAGGUCAUUUUUCAAACAACCACGUAAAAUUUCGAGAUAUUAAUUAAAAUAGUUGGACAA